Molecule: messenger RNA, 1302 nt
Organism: Pieris brassicae (large cabbage white)
Lineage: Eukaryota; Metazoa; Arthropoda; Insecta; Lepidoptera; Pieridae
Product: putative fatty acyl-CoA reductase CG5065
Exons: 10
Coding region: 1-1302 (433 amino acids)
Biological process (GO): long-chain fatty-acyl-CoA metabolic process
Cellular component (GO): peroxisome
Molecular function (GO): alcohol-forming very long-chain fatty acyl-CoA reductase (NADP+) activity
Source: RefSeq, a predicted model, not a curated record
AUGGAGGAGAAUCAAGGAGAGUCUCAGAUCAGGAAGUCCUUCGCGGGAGCUAACAUUUUUUUGACGGGAGGAACUGGCUUCCUCGGAAAACUGCUAAUUGAAAAGUUGCUCAGAUGUUGCCCGGAAAUUGAUAAGAUAUAUUUAUUAGUGAGGAAGAAGAAAAAUAAAGAUCCACAAACCCGACUAACAGAACAGUUCAAUGAUGUGCUGUAUGAAACUCUUCACAAAGAUCAGCCAGACUUCAUCAAGAAAGUGGAGAUUCUAGAGGGAGAGAUGGACAGCUACAAUCUUGGUCUCACAGACCAGAAUUGGCUGACAUUAUGCGAUAAGGUUAACUUUAUACUCCACGGAGCAGCGACCGUCCGUUUCGACGAGACCCUGAGUAAAGCCGUGCGCAUCAACACACGAGGCACCAAGGAGAUGUUAACGCUUGCUCGCUGUUGCAAAUAUCUAAAAGCUUUUGUCUACAUUUCGACCGCUUAUUGUAACCUCCCCCAACAACCGAUAGAGGAAAAAUUUUACGACUUUCCACUGACCAGUGACCUUCUCAUUGACGUAGUUGAACGCUUGGAUUCAAACACUGUUGACGACAUUACACCUGGAUUAAUAGGCGUAUAUCCAAAUACAUAUUGUUUUUCAAAGGCGGCCGCAGAAAACCAUCUUCUUAAGCAUUCUCAAGGAUUACCUGUUGCUAUAUUAAGACCGUCUGUAGUGAUAUCGACCGCAAAAGGUCCUAUUCCUGUGGGUUGGAUUGAUAACAUUUAUGGACCGACUGGGAUAUCUGUUGGGGCUUCGGUGGGCAUUAUUCGAAUAAUCAAAUGUAACCCGGAUGCCGUCGUUAAUUUAGUACCAGCUGAUUUUGUUGCCAAUGCUUGUAUUGCCGUCGCUUGGAAGACCGCUCGACAACAUAUGAAAACCGCUGAGAGGAAACUUGAGGACUUCACUGAGGGACCGAAAGAUGAGGACACAAAAAAUGACCAGAUUCCCCGUGUCUAUAAUUAUGUAUCUGGAGACGAAAAUUGUAUGACAUUCCAACUUUUUAAGGAGCUUAACGAGACGGACCGACAUAUAUUUGACUUUGACAUAUCUGCUUUGGACUGGAAUGCGUAUAUGUAUGAUUAUAUAAUGGGAAUUCGCUUGUACCUUCUCAAAGAACCCAAAGAAACAAUCCCUUGGGGAAUAAAAAAACAAUAUUUACUAAUAAUAGCGAAUUAUAUAGUGAUGACAAUUUACGCUAUAACUUUGUUUUGGUUUGUUAAACUUUUGGGUGGAGAUCCUAAUCCUUUCCAAAACUUUUGGUGA